Trifolium pratense (red clover) is the source of this 577-nucleotide messenger RNA. RefSeq names its product 21 kDa protein-like. The transcript has 2 exons. The record is from RefSeq and is a predicted model, not a curated record. Gene Ontology annotation, biological process: negative regulation of catalytic activity. Gene Ontology annotation, molecular function: enzyme inhibitor activity. Lineage: Eukaryota; Viridiplantae; Streptophyta; Magnoliopsida; Fabales; Fabaceae. The coding region runs from base 1 to 489 and encodes 162 amino acids.
AUGGUACUCAUAGCAUCUCUAAGUCUUUUUAAUUUGGGGUAUGCGAGCGUGAUUGGCCUAAGUGAGCGACAACUAGCCAUGACUGCUCUAUCAGUGAGCAUAUCCAGGACACGAUCGAGUGCAUCAUUUGUGAAGAAGAUAUCAAAAGCAAGAGGCAUCAAACCAAGGGAGUACAUAGCCAUUCAAGACUGCAUAGAAAACAUGGGUGACAGUUUGGACAGUCUUAGCCAAUCGGUUAGGGAGUUAGGCAGUAUUGGUCAUGCUGUUGGAGAGGAUUUCGUUUGGCACAUGAGCAACGUGCAAACUUGGGUCAGUGCUGCCCUUACUGAUGAUAACACUUGUCUUGAUGGCUUUUCUGGUCCUUCCAUGAAGGGAAAUGUCAAGGCUGCCAUCAAGAAUAGAGUUGUCAAUGUUACUCAAAUUACAAGCAACGCACUCGCUUUGGUCAAUCGCUUUGCCUCGAUUCAUCGAACUGUUGAAACUCCUUAAAUUGGUCAGUUGUAUUGUCAACCGCUUUGUUCAACUGUACUAUUGUCAAUGUUUUCCCUUAACUGAUGAAAAGUCUCUCUUCUACCAA